UUUGAGCUCAAAUUGUGCAAUAGUUUUUGGCUCAAGCAGUUGCACCCAUCGCAGACAGGCAAAGGGUCGUCAUGGCUGCUUCCGCUUUGAGCUUGAUGACUGCAGACUACAAGGACUUUGGCCGCUUCUACGAUGCUGACUCGGAUGCUACCACUACAUCCUCUUCUGAUGUAGCAGAGGUGAGCUUUGACCUCAACAACUUUGCACCGGAAGACUUUGCACAGCAGCUGCAGAGGAGAUUGAGGCAUCCAGCUGGCAAGAUGAUUGCUCCACCACCCAAGGAGCCUGCACCGCUUUUCAUUGAGGAAUCCCUUCCGCCGUCUAUGAAGGUGGCCACGCCCUUGGUGGCCUACAAUCUCAACCCGUUCCUGCCAGCCAAGAAGAGACCGUCCUUUGCAGAGGAGUUGGGAGCAUCUCAAGGAUUUCUGCAGUGCGGACCUCACGUUAUUCUUCGUCAUGCCAUCGAAAAUUUUGAACGUUUGUGUUGCUUUUUCAAAAGUGGCUUGUUACUUGUUGCUGUUGCCAUGGCACUAACCACGAAACUCCUGUCUGCUGCAUAUGCAAUUGUGUUGCAGUCUUAUCAUCAUCCAGGAUAGGAUUGCACUGAUUCUCAACAUGUGAGGAUGACCUGAUGACCUGGCCGCAGCACACAUCGACCAGUUUCAUUGAUUGAGGGUUUCAGUGGCUUGAGCCACCCAAAUGUUGUAUGGCAUCUUGCUCAACAGGGUUUCUGUAAUUUUGUGGGACUCUGAAGCCACAGACAAGCCAAAGAAGUUUAGCUGCUUGGGGGUCGCCGUUGCAAGGUUCACCUGGGAGCCUGCAGUCAUCCGGACAAGUGAUCUAUCAGCCUUCUGAGUGCCAGAGGAUGUUGGACAACGCCCUAGUUGCAGGUUUGCAGAUGUCUCACAAUGAGUUUCUGCAGGCUGGUAGGCGAAAACAUUCCUGCUACGGCGGAAAGCUGUGCAAGGAAGGUUCUAUGAUGCUGGUAUCACUAGGAAAGGCCAACGCAUUGAUCCGUUGAUGCAGAGAUUAAGGUAGUUUGCUAGUCUCGCAGAGUUCAAAGCGAACUCGCGCAGUGGGGCAGCCACUGUGGUUCUUUGGGAGGAAACUCUAUGGUUAUUGUCAUCCACAGGGAGGGAUUCAAACCCUGAGGAUCGCUGGGCAGUCCACUCCGCAGGAGUUUAUGGACACGCUUCAGCUUAUGAAUUUUGGAGCCCGCCCCUGGGGCUUUGAUGACACACCCUCGAGCGUCUGCCUGGGAAGUGGGGAGC
Molecule: messenger RNA, 1271 nt
Organism: Durusdinium trenchii
Lineage: Eukaryota; Dinophyceae; Suessiales; Symbiodiniaceae
Source: the annotation of a GenBank genome assembly